CCUAUUUCAACUAAAUGGAUUUUAAAUUUAAUUUCGCUUGCAGCUGCAAAAUCACGAAAACCCUCUCCAUCAACAAGUUACUUGAAACGGGUUACCAGGAUCGAUUAAAUGAAUACAUGAACGAUAUUGUUGAUCGCGCCUGGGAUGAGCAGGAUUCAGAAAUACUUUCAUUAAUGGUCGCGAUCAUAGACAACCUACGUUCCAGCAACAAUGUUACUGAUAGUUCCAUCUCAAGUAACCCGCAAACAAGAACGUUUGAGAAAGAGGACAUGGACAUGGCGAUCCUGAAUACCAUCCGGGACGAACCACCUAACAACUGUGUUUGCGAUGCAAUAUCCCGCAAAAUUUCAAUCUUACUCAACGCAGGUCUGGCCGAAUUAGCUUCCGAGUUUGUGUGUGAAGAAUCAUUAUUGGAAAAAGUGCGGCUGCUAAAGCCAUUUGUCCGGCUGUUUGAAAGCGACACGAUGUUUGUGAACUUUUUUACACGAUGCUGGAAAUUAUCUAUUCAAUACUUUUAUCCCAGCCUGAUCAGUGAGUUGACUGACGUGUAUCCACAAUUUUUAGAAUUUCUUAUGAAUGCCUUGAUCGAAUGUAAAGAAUUAGACCGUAAUAUGCUGCUGCAGAGGAAAGAAUUUACAUAUCUCUCUCGUUGUCUCACAGUUGCCCCAACAUUUUACACCAUUCUUUCAUAUUUAGCUGGACACAAGUUAAAUCAAGUGCAGCAUUUGAUAACCGCUUGUAUAGCGUUUGUAAAGGCCGAGUUGCCUAGUAAAGAAUAUUACAAUUUAUUUCCAGUGCACCUUAGACCCUAUGCUAUAAUAAUGAAUGAAAUCAUAAGUCCGCACGAUCCUCAUGUAAUGAUUCUUGUUGAAGAACUUAAAAACUGUAAACCUGUCGAUUACAACAUCCUACUGAUGAGCUGUCCAGUUUUUUACACCUCUAUGCUAUUUACUGACCCACCUGAUCUAAAAACGGGCCUAUGUUAAUUUAGGGAUCAAUGUGCAGAUGAGUUAACUCUUUACCGGUGGAGGAAUAGUCUUUUUUUUUCUUUUGAGAGGGAUUUGUUUAAGCCUCCGCAUUUUUAAAUUACAAAUUAUCAUUUCUGUAGCCUGUGCCACUUCGUAUAUACUCUCGACUAAAAUAAAUAUAACCGAUAGUUUUUGUCCACGAUUAAAAACAUUCUUCAAUUCAAGCUCGUUCUCUAGAGAUUUGAUGUGAUUCGUUUCCUCUGCCAAUUCGAUGGUCCCGUUAACAUUUACGGGCUUUCCGCGAAGGAUUUCUCCAUGAUAAUUUCCAAAAUCAAGAUUGACAGAGCAUAUGUUGUCAGGUAACUUUAGAUUCCUAAAAAUGUAAAUGCACUUUAAUUGAAUUAUAGUAGGUGCGAGAUGGUUUAACAGCAUGAUUACCUCGGAAAAAGAGGGAUU
Messenger RNA from Anopheles coustani, 1424 nucleotides. RefSeq lists its product as uncharacterized. The record is from RefSeq and is a predicted model, not a curated record. NCBI's taxonomy places the organism in Eukaryota, Metazoa, Arthropoda, Insecta, Diptera, Culicidae. Bases 15 to 986 code for a protein of 323 amino acids. The transcript has 2 exons.